AUGCCUCCCCAGAUCAAGCAGGACCUCAACCGGUCCGGGUGGGAGUCGACGGACUUCCCCUCUGUUUGUGAGAGUUGCCUCCCAGACAACCCCUACGUGCAGAUGUUGAAGGAGGAUUACGGUGCGGAGUGUAAGAUUUGUACGCGCCCUUUCACCAUCUUUCGCUGGAAGGCCGACCGCACGGCGCGGACCAAGCGGACCGCGAUCUGCUUGACCUGCGCUCGUUUGAAGAAUUGCUGUCAGUCAUGCAUGCUGGACCUGUCUUUUGGUCUGCCGAUCGUCGUCCGAGAUGCAGCACUCAAGAUGGUGGCACCCGGGCCGCAGAGCUCGAUCAACCGCGAAUAUUACGCCCAGGAACACGAGAAGGAACUCGAGGAAGGCCGGGGAGCGGUGGAGGAAUACGAAAAGACCGACGAGAAGGCCCGUGAACUGCUGCGACGCCUCGCUACCAGCGGACCGUACUACCGCAAACCACGCGCCAUCGAAGGGUCCGCUGAUGCAGAGGGAGACGCGCCGGGGCCGUCGUCGUCGGAGCCCGCAUCUGCCACGCACAGUCGCUAUGGCAAUGGACCUGGACCCAUCCGCACAAGCGACAGCCGGCGAGGCACCACGCUACCGGGACGAGGGCGUGGGAACAUGCGUGGUGGUCGUGGUGGUCCUGGUGGUGGCUCUCGUGGAGGACGUUCAUUCCCGAGUACUGCGCAGCUUCCUCCCUCGGCGGAGGACAUCUUGCCACCUGCUGAUCCCAACAUCACCUCUCUCUUUGUAACCGGUGUGGAGGACGAUCUUCCCGAGCAUGAACUGCGGGCAUUUUUCACACAGUUCGGCCAGUUGCGCUCACUGAUCUGCUCUCAUCGUUCCCACUGUGCCUUUGUCAACUACGCCACACGCGACAGCGCUGAGGCCGCUGCCAAACAGUGCCAGGGCAAGGCUGUCAUUAAAGGCUGUCCUCUACGCAUCCGCUGGGGCAAACCGAAGCCCCUGGACAGCAUGGAUCGUGAAGAGCGGAUCAAGAAUGCUAGAGAAGGAAGAUCAGCCGCCGGCCAAGGCCGCAGACCAGCCGCUGGCAACAGAGCGAUCACGGCAGCCGGGGAGAGCGGAACCGAGACACAGGCGGCGGCGUAUGCUCUUGCACCACCACCUGGCACCGGCGAAGUUCAAUACUCCAGCCUGUCUGGUGAUUGA
Molecule: messenger RNA, 1185 nt
Organism: Penicilliopsis zonata CBS 506.65
Lineage: Eukaryota; Fungi; Ascomycota; Eurotiomycetes; Eurotiales; Aspergillaceae
Exons: 2
Coding region: 1-1185 (394 amino acids)
Cellular component (GO): U2-type catalytic step 2 spliceosome; Prp19 complex; U2-type catalytic step 1 spliceosome
Molecular function (GO): pre-mRNA binding; U6 snRNA binding
Source: RefSeq, a predicted model, not a curated record